This is a messenger RNA of Caenorhabditis briggsae, 408 nucleotides long. The record is from RefSeq and is a predicted model, not a curated record. The annotation marks the transcript as partial. The transcript has 3 exons. NCBI's taxonomy places the organism in Eukaryota, Metazoa, Nematoda, Chromadorea, Rhabditida, Rhabditidae.
CCCAUCAAUGAGUACACCCAUCUACUAACUUCAUUUUUUUGCACUCUUUUCACAUUUUCCAUCAAUAUCACUAUGCUGAUAAAAGUUCGCCAUAUCUUGUUUUAUAAAAAAUCCAUCAGCAGAAAUGCAAAUAAAAAUUACAAGGCGGAAUUAUCACUGACAAUCACUAUGAUCUCUUUAUUUGUCCCAUUUUUUAUCAAUGCACUUAUUGUUGUUCUGGCCCUUCGAAAUCCCUCCUUAAUUGGUUAUAUCCUCUCAAUUCGCCCAAUUUUCAUUGACACAGCUACCGUAUUCGAACCAUGGGCAUUCUAUUACACUCAUCCAAUGUUCAAAAGAUACAAACGAAAAACUACAGUAUCCAGCUCCCCAAUUGCUAUGGUUGUGUCCUCUUCUGGACAUAGUCGAUGA